This is a messenger RNA of Ectocarpus sp. CCAP 1310/34, 3475 nucleotides long. NCBI's taxonomy places the organism in Eukaryota, Phaeophyceae, Ectocarpales, Ectocarpaceae. The record is from the annotation of a GenBank genome assembly.
GGUGCGUCCACACGGACAUCGCGGCGCUGGGUGUUAUGGGUAGCCAGAUUUGCGAGGAGCUCGUCGAUGAGGAGGAAGGAGGGGGGUCCGGCGACGAAGGCGUCGGCUCAGCUACGUCGGAGUAUAAACGCAACCAAUCCGCCUUUGCGACGAAGGUAGACAAGCUGUUGAGGGUGGCCGGCACCAUCAAGUUCCCGGUAAACGUCCUUGCUGCCCUGACCGACGAUGGGACAAGUGGCCAGCUCGACGGCGUUGGCGGCGGGCAGAAAGACAUUUGCAGUCUCGAGGCGGUGUGCCAUAAGUGUGGCCGGAUGCUCGUCCUCACGGACAGCGCAACGAUAACAGCUGUGGUUCCGGGCCCGAACUUGCAGGAAGUCGUGAUCAAGAUCAAGGGCUGUGUAGACUGCGGCGUGGAGGCAGUGACGGGUGAUGAUUGGCGAGAGCACGGGUAUUUUUUGUUCGGCAACAAGCUUGCGGUGCAUCUCACCUACAUGGACAGGGUCCGGCAGGAAGUUCAAGGGGGCACGGCCAUAAGCCAUGCAUUCACCAACCUCAUCAAACCGUUGACGAACAACCUGCGAUGGCUGAGCGAGAACAAGUUGGCGAGCAGAGCCCUGACCAACAACUACCUUACGAAGCAGUUGGUGGACGCGUUCUUUUGCUUCGAGGCCCUCACGGACUACCCCUACUCGUACUUCAGCUACAAACACGGCUACUUCCCGCUUCUCAGCCAAUGGGAUGGUUGCAACAAGCCAGCCGUCAACAUCAGCAUGGAAGAGUAUUUCCGGGUGCGCACGGAGCAGGUGAUCGACAUGGACCUGGACUGGUUCUGGCUCAUCAUCAGCAUGCUGUCUCCGAUGGUUUUUCUGGAGACGCGCCAGUUCUCGUACAACACGCCGAUCACCUUUUGCCCCCAAAACCGGAAAUCCAACGUCAUCACAAUUCCUGCCCGCGGGAAAGCCCGGAAGCCAGGAGAUGUCGAGGCAGCCGAUGGUGAGGCACUGGUGCACUACGUAAAGGAGAAUGGAGAGGGGAAGGUGCUGGAAGAGAUGUUGGACAGCAUGAAAAUGGACGACCUGGAGGCGUUGUACCGCUUGUGCUUUGGGAAGAAGGGGCCGGGAAUGAGCAGAUACGGUACGAAGGCGUUGAUGCAGGAGCUGUUCCGGGAUGUGGCGAAGCAUUGGCGGACCACAAAUUUCGGAAAGGAGGACUGCGCCAAGUUCUUCGUGGACAGGGGGGGGGUGUUGGUGUCGUCUGGUGUCGAGGGCGGAUAUACAGCAGACGGGAUCAUGAUGUGCCACAUGUUCAUGCUCCGCGCGGAGAGCGCAUUGGACUUGGCGAUACUCCUGCUUCACCAUUUGCAUAUGCCCAUCCUCGUGAUCUCGGAUAUCAUGUGCCGCGUGGGACCGAUCGUGCACCAACGCUGCCCAACGGCGGCCCCCGACAAUGGAGUUCUUCCCCGGAUUGGCGAGCCCGACGACAAGGGCAUGCGCCGAGUAGACAUCCCGGCGCUGGCGUCGCUGCCGGGGAGCAACUUCAGCGGUGCUGAAGAGGAUACACCACCUGUCGUUGAGCAGGAGUCAUGCCCGCAGAAGAACGUGUACAAUCUCCUGCGAGAUGCGGCUCCGUCUCCCCGGCAACAACAGUUGGACUUCUCGCAGCUUCUCGAGGUCUCAGCGGUGAACGACGCCGGGUCGUUCGCCGCGGCGGAAUUCAUGUUACUUGCUCGGGGCUGUUGGCGACAGCUGCACCGCCAUAGCCAUUACUCGCUGGACCUCUUCGAGAUCGUGGCUGUCCUCAAUGCACGCACCACCCAAGUCGCAGCUUGCAUCGGAGAGGUUGGAGACCCUGCGCCAGUGGCAGCCUUUGUCGAGGAUGGGGGGGAGGUGGACAUGGACUCCGUGCGGAAGACUCUGUCGGAGCAAAGCGUGUUCUCAACACGUGUUCUCGCCGUGGCUACAGGGUCCAUCACCGGCGAGGUGCCGGUACUUCCGCCUUUCUCCGACCCUGUCUUUGAGCUGCUGGUUGGCGACAAGGACGUUGGACGCGAUGCACUCGAGAAUCUGUGUUUCGACUACGCGCAGGCCAAGGAGAACUUCGUCGCGGACGGGCUUCUGCCGGCCAACGAUGACGCGAAGAAGAGAGCAGUGUUGGCUGUGCGGUCCGGGGCAUGCUUUGGCGCGGCGAAUGCGCGUGCCAAAGCCCUUCAAAUCCAGUUGGGCUUGAUGAAUCCCGAGAAGAGCACCGACGGGAAAGUGGCAGAGUUUGGACUGUCGUUCAAUGUUACACCUCCCGUUGAGGAGCCCGGUGCGACAAAGCGCCGAAGACACCCCUUGGGGAGUGAUGCCGGGCCAUACUAUGCGCCAGACACCCUGAACGACUGCAACCAUGGGAUAGAAUGCCGCCAGGCGUUCGGUUGGAUUGAUUCCUGUCGCCAGUUGUCGGGGGUCUGUCUGACGGUGCACGAGCACAACCACGCGAAGAAGAAAAAGUUUCUGCACAUGCUGAAUGUCAUGAAAUUCGACCGCUUCGCGUUCAUGGUUGGUCUCAUCAAUGAGACCGAGAACGGGGUAAUCAACCGCAAAACCGUGGGUAACGAGGUCAAGCGCGUUUUGGGUCACAGCAGUGAGAGGCUGAAAGUUUGCAUGGCCGAAGUUUGGUUUUGCGGCCGGUGCUUCUGCGAGAAGCCUUUGAUGAGAUCGUUUGAUCAAUUCGGCCGCGUGUUUUUGACGUUCUUGUAGAAUUUGGUCGUUUACUAGAGCGCAAAUGCCGUUGGUUUUUGCCGUGGACGCACUCCGACGCACGUUCGGCACCUGUCUGUCGUAUGCUUGGAGGCCUGCGUGGUGGAUCGUGAAUGGGGGGCAUGGGAAACAGGCGAUUCGUGCCGACGGAUUUCCAGGCUGCAUGGUGAUGCGAGAUUUUUGUACUCGUUUAGUCUGGACUCUGAGGACUCUUUUUUGUUUGGUUUUCUGUGGUGUCCGCGACCGAGCUGUGGUGGAAUGGCGCAUGAAAAGGUCCACUCACUGUUUUUUGUCAACCCCCCACCGGCAAGCCCCGUGAUAGGUUGUAGUUGUAGAAGGGCGGUGAUGGGGCAGCGGGCGAUGCAAGCUUGUCCAGGGGGUGGUAAAACAGGGGGAAAACGGGGGAAACGGGUAAAAAGAGAAGCUGCGAAUGGGCCCUUGUUUGCAGCACACGGUAUUUUCGUGUCAAAGGAUUCGCUGUUUGCCCCCAGCAUGACGCUCCCCCCCCCGUGCUGCUUGCAUGAACCCCUAUUGUUGCCUUUUUCUUGGGUAAAUAUGUAAGGACGAAGGACGGCUGCGGCAGUCCGCUUGUUUUUUGCGCUAUUCGACCCUAGCCCUCCUCCCCUCCACAGAGGGAAACGACUCGAAAAAUUGUUGUCUGAUCUCCCUCCCUCGUUCGCCCAGCCAUGGACGAAACGAUUAAGCCCUGAAACCGUGAAAUCCCUCAAAUCCCU